CUUCUUCUUCUUCUACUGCUACUUCUCCAAAUUUUUAUUCCUUCAUUUCUUUCAUUCUAAGGCCGCCCACAAACAAAUUUAAGAAUUUUUCAAGAGUUUAUUUAAUAAAGUUUGUUUCUUUAGUAGAACAGAGACAUAGAACAAGAAUUUGAAUUGAACCAAGAAAUUAUGAACCAGAAUCAGAACCAGAAGGCUAAUGUUUCUAAAGAGCUUAAUGUUAAGCAUAGAAAGAUCUUGGAAGGUCUCGUUAAAUUACCAGAAAAUAGGGAGUGCGCUGAUUGCAAAACCAAAGGUCCACGAUGGGCUAGUGUAAAUCUCGGAAUCUUCAUUUGCAUGCAGUGCUCGGGGGUACAUAGAAGUCUUGGAGUACACAUAUCAAAGGUAAGAUCUGCCACUUUAGACACAUGGCUACCGGAGCAAAUUGCUUUUAUCCAAACUAUGGGGAAUGAGAAGUCGAAUAGCUAUUGGGAAGCAGAGUUGCCUCAUAAUUACGAUAGAGUUGGAAUUGAAAAUUUCAUUCGUGCAAAGUACGUAGAUAAGAGAUGGGUUCCUAGGGAGGGUAAAGCAACUUCACCGUCAAGGAUGAGUGUUGAGAAGGCUGCAGUUUAUAAACCAGGACCAGAGAGUACAAAUAAUAAACAAAUGAAUAGCGUUAGCAAUGCUUCCGAGGUGAAGAAAAGCACCUCUCCACCCAUUACGAAGAACAACAACCCUCCUAAAAUUAGUACUCCACAAUUUGUUACAACGUCCCAACAGGUCAAAGUUGACCCAAAACCGCAAGAACCUGUACAGAAAUUAGAACCAGCAGUCACAAAUGCCGAGUUGGUAAAGGAGGAGAAAAUAACACCAAUUGUCAAACCAGCGAAAGUUGAUUAUGCAACUGAGCUUUUUAACUUGCUUUGCAUGGAUGAUUCAAGCGGAACUUCCUCCAAAGCUUCCCUCGGUGAUAAUGCUUGGGUUGGUUUUCAAAAUGCCAAAGUAGAAUCAAUAUCAGGGGGAAGUGAUGCAACAAGUCUAUCUGAAAGCAGGAUAAACUCCGAACAAGAAGCUGAGAAUUUUUUCAAAGAUCCACCACCCACGGGCAAACCCAAAAGUGAUGCAAAGAAUGAUAUCAUGAAUCUCUUUGAGAAGUCCAGCACGGUGUCUCCAGUCUCUGUCCAUCAACAACAGUUUGCUAUGCCGACUCAACAGCAACAAGUUUUCAUGGCAGCUGCCGUGAAAUCUAGUGGCGGAAUCCGAGCCUUUCCUCCAAAUGUACAAAAUAUCGCUCCCAAUGGUACUUACACAUCCAGCAACAAUUGGGGCCAUCAGGUUCCUGGAAUGACGACACCAGCCACUGGCGAUGUACAAAAAUACUUUCAGAUUGGAAACAACCAGCAAUCGUAUUCAGCCGGGAACUCGGUUAAUAUUCCCGUAUCAAGCACGUAUAGGCCAGGGUCAAUGGUUCCAAAAAAUGGCGCAACAAAUAUUGGAUCGACUAUGCCACCUCCAUCAUUCCCCGUAGCUCAACCUCAACCGCAAGUAUACUAUGACUUAUCUUAUUUAACACAAGUGAUGUCUGCGAAAAGGUGAUAAAUCUGCAUAAUAACAUCAUUUAUACAAGAAGAAAUUCGGGUUUACAUAUACUGCCUUGUCAGUUUGAUUCAAUUGUUUGUAUUGAUUUGUAACGAUACCAUUAUUCAAUAAAAUAAGGCUGCGGCCAUUUUGUUUUA
This is a messenger RNA of Mercurialis annua (annual mercury), 1712 nucleotides long. Its product is annotated as ADP-ribosylation factor GTPase-activating protein AGD5-like. Gene Ontology annotation, molecular function: GTPase activator activity. The record is from RefSeq and is a predicted model, not a curated record. The transcript has 11 exons. Lineage: Eukaryota; Viridiplantae; Streptophyta; Magnoliopsida; Malpighiales; Euphorbiaceae. The coding region runs from base 169 to 1572 and encodes 467 amino acids.